AUGACUCAAUCGCCUUUUCUUCGACUCUUUCUUCCCCGCCAAAUUCCUCUCUGCAACCCCGCCAGAAGCUUCUACCACACCACCGCUGCUCUCAAGGCUGUCCAGGCAUCCAAGAAGAACCACCACGCGAUGGCGAGUGUAACUACCAAGACCGGCAAGGUCGUGGACCGUACGGUCCUCGACUCGAUGCUCCGGCGCCGUCUCUUCUACACCCCCGCUUUCGAGAUCUACGGAGGCGUCUCUGGUCUCUACGACUAUGGCCCGCCCGGUACCGCUCUUCUGAACAACAUUGUGGAUGUGUGGCGCAAGCAUUUCGUGCUGGAGGAGGAUAUGUUGGAAAUGGACUGCACAAUGCUUACCCCGCACGAGAUUCUGAAGACCAGCGGACACGUCGACAAGUUCGCCGACUGGAUGUGCAAGGACCCAAAGACCGGAGAGAUCUUCCGCGCCGAUCACUUGGUGGAGGAAGUCCUAGAAUCUCGCCUGAAGGGCGACAAGGAGGCUCGUGGUGAAAAGGUCGUGGUGGAUGAGGAGAAGGAGGCCAAGAAGAAGAAGAAGUCCAAGGACGCAAAGGCUGUCAAGCUGGACGACGCUGUCGUUAAGGAAUACGAGGAGGUUCUGGCGCAGAUUGACAACUUCGAUGGCCCCCAGCUGGAGGAGCUCAUCGCCAAGUACGAUAUCAGAAACCCAGCGACUGAUGGCAACCUCCUCCCUCCCGUUGCUUUCAACCUCAUGUUCCAGACCUCAAUUGGACCCAGCAGCAACAUGCCCGGUUAUCUGCGCCCCGAAACCGCUCAGGGCCAGUUCCUCAACUUCCAGAAGCUCCUCGAAUUCAACCAGCAGUCUAUGCCCUUUGCAUCUGCCUCCAUUGGUAAGUCUUUCCGGAAUGAGAUCUCUCCUCGCGCCGGUCUGCUGCGAGUGCGUGAGUUCCUCAUGGCUGAAAUUGAGCACUACGUGGACCCUGAGGGUGGUAAGAAGCACCCUCGCUUUGCAGAAGUCAAGGACACUGAGAUGUCUUUGCUCCCCCGCGACGUCCAGCUGUCUGGAAGCACCAAGACCCAGAGGAUGACUAUCGGCAAGGCUGUUGAGAUUGGACUCGUGGACAAUGAAACCCUCGGAUACUUCAUUGCACGUAUCCAGUCGUUCCUUUACAAGCUUGGUGUGGACCCGAGCAAGCUUCGUUUCCGUCAGCACAUGGCUAACGAGAUGGCCCACUAUGCUGCGGAUUGCUGGGAUGCGGAACUCCAAACCAGCUAUGGCUGGAUUGAAUGUGUUGGUUGCGCCGACCGCAGUGCCUAUGACUUGACUGUGCACAAGAACAAGACCGGCGCUCCUCUCGUUGUCCGUGAGCCCCGUGCCGAGCCUCUGAGAAUCGAAGAGUGGCAGGUUGAUCUGGACAAGAAGAAGUUCGGGCCCCGCUUCAAGAAGGACGGAAAGGCCGUGGCGGCUGCCGUUGAGGCUCUUUCCCAGGAAUUCCGUGAGAAGCUGGCCAUCGAUCUGGAGAAAAAUGGCAAGAUUGAAGUGGAGGUGGAGGGUGUUGGCUCUGGCAAGGUUGAGCUUGACCAGGACAUUGUCAAGAUUGAGAAGCGCACUCGCGUUGAAAACAUCCGCGAGUACACACCUAACGUCAUUGAGCCAUCGUUUGGUAUUGGCAGAAUCCUGUACAGCAUGAUUGAGCAUGUCUACUGGUCUCGCGAGGGCGAUGAAGCUCGUGGCGUUCUUUCCUUCCCUCCUGUUAUCGCUCCUACCAAGGUUCUGAUCGUUCCUCUCUCGACGCACGCCUCCUUCCGCCCUCUGCUGCAGCAGCUGAUGACCAAGCUGCGGCGCUUGGGAGUAUCCAACAGGGUUGACGACUCCUCCGCCAGUAUCGGUAAGCGCUACGCGCGUAACGACGAACUUGGUACACCUUUUGGCAUCACCGUUGAUUUCCAGUCGGUGAAGGAUAACACCUUCACUCUGCGUGAUCGUGACACGACAAAGCAGGUCCGUGCCAGCGAGGAGGAGAUUCUACAGGCCAUCAAGUCUCUAGUAGACGGCGAGAAGUCGUGGGAAGAUAUCCGCAAGGAGCUUCCUGAAUUCACUGGCCAGGAAGUUGAUUAG
This is a messenger RNA of Aspergillus clavatus NRRL 1, 2100 nucleotides long. Its product is annotated as glycine--tRNA ligase. Gene Ontology annotation, cellular component: cytoplasm; mitochondrion. The transcript has 2 exons. Gene Ontology annotation, molecular function: ATP binding; glycine-tRNA ligase activity. Gene Ontology annotation, biological process: mitochondrial glycyl-tRNA aminoacylation. NCBI's taxonomy places the organism in Eukaryota, Fungi, Ascomycota, Eurotiomycetes, Eurotiales, Aspergillaceae. The record is from RefSeq and is a predicted model, not a curated record. Bases 1 to 2100 code for a protein of 699 amino acids.